Trametes versicolor FP-101664 SS1 is the source of this 4943-nucleotide messenger RNA. RefSeq names its product poly(A)-specific ribonuclease. The record is from RefSeq and is a predicted model, not a curated record. Gene Ontology annotation, biological process: nuclear-transcribed mRNA poly(A) tail shortening; mRNA processing. The transcript is spliced from 18 exons. NCBI's taxonomy places the organism in Eukaryota, Fungi, Basidiomycota, Agaricomycetes, Polyporales, Polyporaceae. The coding region runs from base 50 to 3505 and encodes 1151 amino acids. Gene Ontology annotation, molecular function: poly(A)-specific ribonuclease activity; protein binding; nucleic acid binding. Gene Ontology annotation, cellular component: PAN complex; P-body.
CAUCUUGUCUCUGCUUGGUUCCAGGCUGGGGCGGCGUAUGUUGGGUUAAAUGUCGAGUGCGUAUCGCCAAAUCCCAUCGCUCACCUAUCAGAGGGAUGUCUCCCCGCAGCCCAUCACCGCGCUCUCGUUCGACCCGGUCUCGGACAUAUUGUGGUCAGGCACAAACUCGGGACAUGUCUGCGCAUACUACACUCCUCAAGGACUACGGGGCGUUCACUAUCCAGUAGGGGGUCACUAUGCCGUGAAGAAGAUUCUCGCGACGGACACCAGCGUGGUGGCGUGCGGCGUCACGAGCGAGGGAAUCGGUUCUUGGAGCAAGGGCGGCGUGAACAACUGGUAUUCCAAACCGGGAGAUCAAAUCGCAACGUUCUCCAAUAAGCCCGCAAACUCGUCCGCUAUCGCAGUCUCGACCGUUACGCCGGAAUUGCUCCUGUUGAACACGCAAACCGGCACUGUGAUGAGGCGAACGCCGGCACCAUCAAUACUGACGCAUUUGCAUUACACCGCGUCGCAGUCGUACUUUGUGUCAGGCGAUGCAGACGGCUGGAUUCGACUACACGACCCGCGCGAUCUCACCAGUCGAUCAGUCGCCUCUAGCUCUGUCAAGGCUCAUAUUAGCGGCAUUCAGGGGAUCGAGACGUCUUCGACGCUUUUGUAUACCAUAGGGCUAGGCGUACGACAAGGACGUCCCAUCCAAGAUCCUCUCGUGAAGAUUUACGACCUGCGGACACUCAAACCCCUCCCGCCCAUACCCUUCUCAGCAGGCCCUGCGUUUAUUACGCGAUUUCCGAAUCGUGCCACUACCCUUGCCAUCACAUCGAGUCAAGGGCUUGUCCAGAUUGUGGAUACGACCAACCCUUCCACGAACGAGUUCUGUCAGCUGGACAUGGCAUCUUAUAUAAACUCAGUGGCGAUAUCUCCCAGCGAAGCAUAUAUGGCGUUCGGGGACUCCGACGGUGCAGUACAUUUGUUGUCUGCAGCGGAAGAGGAUGCAAUGCUGCCCUUCAACGGAUUUGACGGGAAACCCAUCGACUGGCCUGACACUGCUGAAUCGCUUCCCGAUAUCGAAUGGACAGACUCGACUCCGCUAAGCUCUGUCGGAGUUCCCUUCUAUAACACCGAUCUCCUCUCGUCGUGGACGAAGGACCUCAUACCCAGGACGCUGUACUUCCCGCCCCCUGCCAAGAUUCCUCAGCAGGUCUUGAAUUCCAUCAAGGUCAAUGACUCGAUAGCGUAUGCGACGCUCCCGAAGGAACUUCGGGGCAGACGCAACGUUGUCUCGAGUGCGCCUAAGAAGGCGGGCGGGCGGUUCAGGAGUGGCAAGACUCGGCAUACCGAUUCCGAACCGGUCACGCCGACGUACGAGUACGCUCCGGACACGAUCCCAAGGUGUUACCGCAAAGUGGAGAUCGAGUACUCCAAGUUCGGCGUUGAAGACUUCGACUUUGGGUUUUACAACAGAACAACCUUCAGCGGACUUGAGACGCACAUUCUCAACUCCUACACAAAUCCCAUCGUGCAGGUUAUGCAUUACACGAUGCCGAUACGACGGUUGGCGAAGUCACACAUCACAACGGACUGUCCGCACGAACACUGUCUGCUAUGUGAGAUCGGCUUCGUCGCGCGCAUGCUCGAAGACGCACACGGGACCAACUGCCAGGCGAGCAACUUCUGCAAGACUGUCGGGGUCCUAGCGCAGAUGCACAACGCAAUCGAGCUCAUCGACUAUGGGCGGGAGAGCGCGGACCUCACGUAUGCGCACAUGAUCCAGAUGUUCCACCGCUUCCUCGUGGACCGCUUGAGCACGGAGGGCAACUCGUUCCCGCAUAACCCUGCCGUACUUCCAGAUGCCGGCCCAGCGGACCCGCAUUCGCCUGCGCCCGCGCCGAUCACGCAGCUGCUAGGAAUCGACGCGAAGAACGUCAUCGUGUGCGCGAGCUGUAACGCAAUCCGCGAGAAGGAGAACAUGACGCACCUCAUUGACCUCAUCUACCCCGUCCGCAAGCAACCAACCAACGACCCAAUACACGAGACAGACUUUGCGUCCAUCCUGCGCAACUCGCUCCUUCGCAGGACGACACACAAAGCGACAUGCCAGACGUGCAAGCAGUUCGCAACGUUCGAGUCACGGCGUGCGAUCCGUUCGCGCGACCUCCCUCCGGUGCUAGCGGUGAACGCAGCUGUGCAUAACGAGGACACGCACAAAUUCUGGCGCGACCAGCGCCGCCAGACGUUCCUGAAGCCUCGAGUUGAGCUGCGCGGGCAGCUGGAGAACAUGGACGACCCGGAAUCCGUCGUUUACGAGCUUAGGGCGAUGGUCGUGCAGGUCGUGGCGAAGGACGCGAACUCGCAUCUUGUCGCCCUCGUCAAAGUACCCGAAGCGGAGGCAUCGCAAGAUCCCGAACCGUGGUUCAUAUUCAACGACUUCCUUGUUCAGAAUAUGACUGAGGAAGAAGUAUUGAGUGUACCGUCCAACUGGAAGGUCCCGGCAGUUCUGUACUUCGAACGCGUCGACAUCCGACAGCGGCUAAACUUCAAUAGUUUGCCGGACAAGAUGGACCCCACGAUUCUAUGCCGAGACACGAACAUCGCAGUUAACCGGGACCCUCGUAUCAUCAAGCACGAUAACCUACGUUACGAGGAGCUUCCUCGACCCGGGACGCUCAUCGCCAUCGAUGCGGAGUUCGUCUCGAUGCAGCAGGAAGAGACGGAGUACCGCUCGGACGGCACGAAGAAGGUCAUCCGACCCGCGCGACUUUCCCUGGCUCGCGUCUCUGUCCUUCGUGGCGACGGUCCCAAGGAGGGCGUGCCGUUCAUCGACGACCAUAUCCACACCAGCGAGAUCAUCGUGGACUACCUGACCGAGUUUUCUGGUAUCAAGUUCGGGGACCUGGACCCGAACCUAUCGCGGUAUACACUUACUCCGCUCAAAGUGGUGUACAAGAAGCUGCGUCUGCUGGUGGAUAGCGGCUGUAUCUUCAUAGGGCACGGCCUGUCGAAGGAUUUCCGCAUCAUCAACAUCUUCGUACCGCCUGAACAAGUCAUCGAUACCGUUGACCUGUUCUACCUCGAGCACCGUCAUCGUCGGCUCUCGCUGCGAUUCCUCACCUGGUUCGUGCUGAAGGAGAACAUCCAGACGGACACGCACGACUCGAUCGAGGACGCGCUCUCCGCGCUAAAGCUGUACAAGGUGCACCUGCAGUUCGAGGCGGAAGGCACAUUCGACAAGAAGCUCGAGGAGCUCUAUCGCGAGGGGCGGCAAUACAACUUCAAACCACCCGCUCCUGCGGGCGCGCCAGCGAACUCUCCUGCGCCGCCAUCGGGGGCCGCGAGUCCUAUGCCCGGGCAAAUUGCCAUGGGACGGGGUGCGUUCUUGCAGCAGCCGUUCGGGCAUGGACCGGGACCGGGACAGUAUCCGCUCAACGCUAUCGCGACCCCACCCUUCUUCCCCGUUCAAGGGCAAAACCGCCAUGGCUUCAUGCACCAGAACUGGCGAAACCGAUAGGGAUGCAUCACGGACGGCGAAGCAGAAGGCGUAACGAAUGUUGUAUAAGAGUGCCUUGUAUCGACUAGAGCCAUUGUAGAUCAUACGUCGUAUUGUUGUCGCGCAGUGUAGUUGCAAUGCAAAAGUAUGUGUAAACGCAGUACACGAUGCAGACAGACAGUACAAUACACGAUGGUAAGUAUUAUCUUCUGCUUUUCGUUGAAGUCCUCUUCUUCACCGCCUUGACCUCCUUCUCGAACCGGCUGCGCUUCCGCUGCCGCGGUCCAUCCUCGCCCAUAUCCUCGAACGCGUCGUCCCCCGAGCGUGCUCUUGACCUGGCGAGCACGCCCUCCUUCUUGCCCCUCUGCCGCAGCUCUUCAUACCCAUCCCCAAGAGCCCCGCUCCGCGUCCUGCCGACCGACUUGAGGAUGUCGCCAAACUCGUCCUCCAGCCCGACCCCAGGGACGCGCCCACGACGACCAGACGCCAUGCCAGACCCGCCAAGCGCGAGGUCCGCCUCGUCGAGCGCGCGGCGACGCGACUCUUUCUUCUUCAUGACCAGGCGCGUGAAGUUCUCCUCCUCGAACUCGUUCAUACGCUGCAGCUCGCGCGCGCGGCCAGACGCCAGCGCGGGGACACUACCGAGGCCAGACGUUGACUCCGCGUGCGGGGCAGACGGGUCGAGGUGCGCCAGGUUGGCGAGGGCGGAGGGCACCGGCGCACGGCGCGAGCGGUCCUUCUCCUUGUUCUUGCGCGACUCGAUGUAGGGCAUCGGCGCGAGCUUGGGCGGGCGGUAGACGCCGUCGCGCUGCCCACCGCGCGUGUCUGCGCCAUCUUCGUCCUCGUCCUCGGAGCCUUGGUCCAUGAGGGCCUGCGGGUUGGGGCGGAACGCGAGUGGGUCGUUGAUGAUGUUUUUGUCCGCCGAGUCGCCCUCCUCCGCGAUGCGCACGAGCUUGUCGAUCUGGUACUUCAUACGCCCCUCCAGUACCUUCACUUUCUCGAGGACUAUGCGCGCUUCAAUCGUGGCGUCGACGCGGUCGCCCGCGCCGGCACCGCGAGCAGGACGGUCCUUCGCGCUGAAUGGGGCGUCGGGAGGGGAGCGGUCUGCGAGCGAAUGUCCGAUGGCGCGGCGAGCGGUGAUGAGGCUGAGGGACUGGAGGUAAGAGAGCAUCAUGUGGUGUUUGAGCGAGAGCAGAGAGAUCCCGUUGCGCGUGUCGAGCUCCGAUGUUUUGCUCUGUUUUUCUCGCAGAGACUUGACCGUGUCCUUCGUCGAGGCCAUGCUGACCCGCAUCUGGUCCAGGAGCUCGCAGAACGCCCGAACAUUUUCGUCGCUGAUUCCUCCGUCAUGUUGUGAGAUGCUGGCCAAUGUCGCUGUCACUUCAGCCGACAUAUUGGAGGAGAAAAAGGAUUGCCGGUUCAACGAUCUUGUUUCCCCUAGACAGACGAAGGUAAUCUUGGG